GCUGCGGGCGGCGGGCGGGCUGCCGCCGGCGGCACUGCUCCUCUUCCAGCUGCGGGGUGCGCCUGCUGCCUCCUGGGCACCUGCUGGUGCAAGAGCUGCCUCAGCGUGUGCGUCCUGGCGGCCCUCUGCUUUGCCUCGCUGGCCCUGGUGCGCCAGUACCUGCGGGACCUGCUGCUCUGGGCUGAGAGCCUGGACAGCCUGGCCGGUGUGCUGCUCUUCACCGUGGGCUUCAUCGUCGUGUCCUUUCCCUGCGGCUGGGGCUACAUCCUGCUCAACGUGGCCGCCGGCUACCUCUAUGGCUUCGUGCUGGGCAUGGGGCUGAUGGUGCUCGGCGUCCUUGUUGGCACCUUCGUCGCCCACGUGGCCUGCAAGAGGCUGUUGGCCCACUGGGCACGGGCCAGGAUCCAGGGCAGUGAGACUCUCAGCGCCGUUGUCCGCGUCGUGGAGGGUGGCAGCGGCCUCAAGGUGGUGGCUCUGGCACGGCUGACGCCGAUCCCUUUCGGGCUGCAGAAUGCCAUCUUUGCGAUUACAGAUUUGUCACUACCCAACUACCUGAUGGCUUCUUCAGUUGGGCUGCUUCCUACUCAGCUCCUGAACUCAUACUUGGGCACUACCUUGCGCACCAUGGAGGAUGUGAUUGCAGAACAAAGUGUUAGUGGCUAUUUUAUAUUCAGUUUACAGAUUGUCAUAAGCAUAGGACUCAUGUUUUAUGUUGUUCACCGAGCUCAAGUGGAACUGAAUGCAGCUAUUGUAGCGUGUGAAAUGGAAAUAAAGACAUCACUUGUUAAAGACAGUCAACCGAGCAUCAGUGGUUCAACCACAUACUGCAACAAAAGGACAGUAGCAUUCUCUGGAGGAGGUGUCAAUAUUGUGUGAUUUCAAGUAUUAAUAAAGUAAGGUUUUGUGAACCUAAGCUAUUGCCUAGAAAUAUCUAUGGACAAUUCAACUAGUUUUAAAAAAAAUUACAAGUGGUUACAGGUUGUACUGUGGCACAAACCAACCGACCAGCUCUUCAAUUGCACACAGGGUGACUUCUAGCAAGAAAAGAAAGAUGGUGAAGUAACUUAAGAUGUAAAUGCAAAUUUGGCUGCACCUUUGGUCAUUUAUUAUACCUGUCAUGGCCUGUAGUCUGCACUUUAGGUUUUUUUCCUUUGCUCCUAUAAACUGAGAAAUGCUUCUAUAAACUGAGAAAAGUAGCACAGAGGUAAAUAUUUUUCUGCUUAGCGUUAUUUAUAAGGCUGAAUAAAUAUGCAGUAGAAUUUUAUUACUGAUAAAGAUGAAUGAGAAAGUAUGCAAUUCAAUGUAUGUUAUUCUUGAAUGUGCUUUUGCUUUGGAAUUGCUUCCAGAA
Aptenodytes forsteri (emperor penguin) is the source of this 1348-nucleotide messenger RNA. It is a transcript of the gene TMEM64, whose product is annotated as transmembrane protein 64. NCBI's taxonomy places the organism in Eukaryota, Metazoa, Chordata, Aves, Sphenisciformes, Spheniscidae. The record is from RefSeq and is a predicted model, not a curated record. The coding region runs from base 313 to 876 and encodes 187 amino acids. The transcript has 3 exons.